CCCCCAGCCAUACAGGCAUCGCACUUCUUGUUCCUUGACCUCAUCGUCCAACCAUCCAGGCACCGCACUUCCCUUCUCACUCUUGUUUUCUCUUGACCCCAUCCAUCUUGACCAUUGAAAGCAUACACGACCCACUUCAUCUCUUCGCGUACAUACUCUUAGCCCUACAAAACUGCAGACCAUCUUAUCAAAUCCAUCGCAUCUCACUCCGCCGACCUUAACUCGAAUAGAAUUUUGUUCUUUAUCGACAUAUUGUAACGUACAUGCAGCUAUCGUCCCCGACUCUAGUCUGACCAUCCCACAUCCUCUCUGCCUACUUGAGAACCACCAUCAAACAGUAAAGAAGAAGGAAACGGCACACGUACCCACACUACAUAAUAAAAAAGAAUGCCGCUGCUCAUAUACGCCGUACCCCUGUCCACAGACCACCUGGGCAUCCAUUACUGGAAAGCACCUCGGUUGGAAGACCUGCCCGAGGAACUCGAGUACCUUCCAUACCAAGAAUUCGAAGACCGAUUUCUCCAGCUCAACAAGAUCGCGCGCCCAGCGUAUCCGACCCAAUGGCCCAAUAUCGCCACUCUGUGCCUUCUCGCCGGAGUGAUCGUAGCCGCUGUCACUGGUAUAAUGCACAAAGGGACAAAUUUGGCUGUCAUGGGUCAAGGCGCCUGCUUUCUUCUACCUGUUAUCAUUGUCAUUUGGGUCAAAGUACGCACCGAGACCAACGCCCGGUCCAGAAGAAGGUUCAAGCACCGGUCUCAGAAGCUACUCAGGGCAUGGACGACGCAGGAUGCGGAGACACAUGCCAUCCAGUGGAAACUACGUCGACGGUCUAAAAGUGUGGCAAGACCAUGGCUUCGAGGCGGCAGCAGCAGCAACAGGCAUCGGACACGGAACGGUAUUUAUAAUACAGAGGCCAACGCCGCUCAAACGUUGCCACCAUUCGCCCAACUUCAAACACACGGUUCCAACAGCAGGCCAGCAGCAGCGCAUGAACACGAACGGCAGCACGCGGAGCAGGAUGCGGGCGGUAGUGGCGAUGCUCGAAGCGGUAGAGUCGACCUAGAUAUUGAAGAUAAUGUACUAGGAUCGAUAACAGCCAUCGAAUCUCCCUCCCCCACUGCCAAUGUUCAUAGUACCCUUCGUAUUAACACCCGACUCCGUAGAGUUCCUACAAGCAGCACCGUAUUAUAUCCAACAUCGCCCAUCAGCACCGCUAGCGACACUGUAGGUCUUACGGUCAACGAACUCAUCGAAAGCAACAGCAUGAACACCUACAACAACGCAGCUAUACCCACCCCUCCGCCCACAAGACCCUCAUCUCCAUCUCUUGUUCCCCUGACGUUCGAAUCUUCCUCCUCAAGAGAGCCCAGAGCUUCCAUCUGGACGACGAUCGCUCACUCAUUCCAAUCAUCAUUCUGCUGUGCACAUUUUUUCAGAGAUCGCAAGGUAUGGCUGAUUGAGAUCUCGCUUCGAGAUUGUCAACUGGACGAGUAUGCCUUGAUGGUCCCUAGCCCUGUGUACUGUGAUUACCGCCUUCCGGGAUACGAGGAUGCGAUGAGGAUGAUGACAGAUUCGGAGACAAGAGCAAGGGCUGCGCUGGCAAGGACGAGUUCUAGUCGAGUGGAUUUGCAUCGAUACAUGGGUGAACCUCCAGCGUACGAGAGCGAGUCUGACGACGACGACGAUGGAGACGAGGAAGACGAGGGAGACGAUCGAAGGAUGGAUGCGGACGAUGAUCCAGAGGAGCGCACAGAAGAGCUGGGUCCCGCCGAAGUUGUAAUCGUGGGAAGCAGCUCCAAUGAUGGAGGAGAGGAUGCUGGUGGUGGUGGGAGUCGUGUUCCUGAGAAUGAGAGGGAGAUGACGAUGGUACAGAGAACUGAAGAACUGAGCGCGAUCGUGGUUCUUGGAUCGAUUAGGCCGUCGACUUCGAGUGAUCUGCAUGGCUCUGAAGAGGACAACGAGGAGGAGGAAGAGGCGGUGGUGGAAGAGGCCAUGUCCUCGACGUCAACGUCUUUGCGCCUUUCGCGCAAGGAGCUGAUAGGCUGUAAACCGUGUAAAUAGUGGAAAUAGUGGUUACCAAGAAUGUAUUUUUUUUUGAUACCAGG
This is a messenger RNA of Gamsiella multidivaricata, 2105 nucleotides long. RefSeq lists its product as uncharacterized. The coding region runs from base 388 to 2061 and encodes 557 amino acids. Lineage: Eukaryota; Fungi; Mortierellomycota; Mortierellomycetes; Mortierellales; Mortierellaceae. The record is from RefSeq and is a predicted model, not a curated record. The transcript has 3 exons.